Molecule: messenger RNA, 1738 nt
Organism: Penicilliopsis zonata CBS 506.65
Lineage: Eukaryota; Fungi; Ascomycota; Eurotiomycetes; Eurotiales; Aspergillaceae
Exons: 7
Coding region: 345-1679 (444 amino acids)
Biological process (GO): peptidyl-serine phosphorylation; signal transduction; endocytosis
Cellular component (GO): nucleus; cytoplasm
Molecular function (GO): ATP binding; protein serine/threonine kinase activity
Source: RefSeq, a predicted model, not a curated record
UGCGGCGUCUCCCUCUAAACCCACAUCCUUUCUUGGCCGCCUCUCUUUCUCCUUUCCCUCUCUCCCGUGCAGCCCUCAAACCCGUCAUUCUGCAGCCCCAACUGUCGUCGUGCAGCGUCCGACUGCCACUUGCUGCAGUCUCGAGGGGGGUUUUUUUUUUCUCCUCACUCGCCUUGCUCCCUCACACCGAGCCGCCUUUCUUCUACCUGAGGAAAGGGAACCCGCCCGCCCGUGAGCGUUGCCUGCUUCUCCGACACGGUCCUGUUCUAAACCGUUCGCGCGAAGUUUCUCCCUGAGCCGAUUCAUCGCGUUUCCGACCAGCCUGGGUCGUUUUGUCGGUAGCAAUGGCCUCCUCCUCUUCAAACGUCGUCGGUGUGCACUACCGGGUGGGAAAAAAGAUCGGCGAGGGUUCAUUUGGUGUGAUCUUCGAGGGAACAAAUCUUUUGAACAAUCAGCAAGUGGCCAUCAAGUUUGAACCUCGCAAGAGUGAUGCCCCCCAGCUUCGUGACGAAUACCGGACCUACAAGAUCUUGGUUGGCUGCCCUGGUAUCCCUAAUGUCUACUAUUUCGGCCAGGAGGGUUUGCAUAACAUCCUCGUCAUCGACCUUCUCGGUCCCAGUCUUGAGGACCUCUUUGACCACUGCAACCGCCGGUUCACCAUCAAGACGGUCGUCAUGGUCGCCAAGCAGAUGCUGUCCCGCGUCCAAACAAUCCACGAAAAGAACUUGAUCUACCGCGAUAUCAAGCCAGAUAACUUCCUGAUCGGUCGCCCCGGCAGCAAAGCGGCCAACGUCAUCCACGUCGUCGACUUUGGCAUGGCCAAACAGUACCGGGACCCCAAGACCAAGCAGCACAUCCCUUACCGUGAACGGAAAUCGCUGUCCGGAACAGCACGCUACAUGAGUAUCAAUACGCACUUGGGUCGAGAACAGUCGCGCCGAGACGAUCUCGAGGCAUUGGGCCAUGUCUUUAUGUACUUCCUGCGCGGUGGUCUCCCGUGGCAGGGGCUCAAAGCUGCAACCAACAAGCAGAAAUACGAAAAGAUCGGAGAAAAGAAGCAGACCACCGCAGUCAAGGAUCUUUGCGAGGGCUUUCCCGAAGAAUUCAAUAAGUAUCUGACAUAUGUUCGCAAUCUGGGUUUCGAAGACACUCCAGACUACGAUUAUCUCCGCGAACUCCUCUCCCAGGCUCUGAAGAACGCCGGAGAGGUCGAGGAUGGCGAAUACGAUUGGAUGAAACUGAACAACGGGCGUGGAUGGGACUACAAGUCGUAUACCUCGCAGGCUCACUUACAUGGCAAUGCCGCCCCCAAUUCUUCUUCCCGCGACCUUCACGGGACAGCCAUACGUGGCCAGAGACCCGGCGUGACAACGGAUCGUUUAAACGCCGCGCAGCCCCCGCCCCCUUCUCCGGCGAAACCCGGAGCUGGGAAGACGCGCGAGCGACCAAGCGCCUCAGGCGGGAUGCCGAACAAGCGUCAGAGCGGAGGCUUGGACGCGACACCGACGGCGUCAACGCAAGCCCAGUUCCAAAACCCCAGCAUGAACACCCCCGGCCGGAUCGGCAGCCCAGCGACCCCGGCGAUGAACAACCAGCAGGCAGUGACAGGCGCUCAGGGAAAUAAUGAACCUCAACCCACUUUUAUCCAGAAAGUUAUGAAGAGCUUGUGCUGUGGUUGAAAGGUCACUGAACCGCUGUACUUUUAUAUCACCCCAUGGCCCAUGCUCACUUAGCAUCU